Molecule: messenger RNA, 1737 nt
Organism: Sodiomyces alkalinus F11
Lineage: Eukaryota; Fungi; Ascomycota; Sordariomycetes; Glomerellales; Plectosphaerellaceae
Product: S-adenosyl-L-methionine-dependent methyltransferase
Exons: 12
Coding region: 255-1283 (342 amino acids)
Molecular function (GO): methyltransferase activity
Source: RefSeq, a predicted model, not a curated record
CCCCGGACAAUCAAUCUCACCUCAAAAUUCUUCUUCCCUCCCUCGGUGUGGUAUGCAUUCUGCAUCUUCCAUCGCAUUGUCGCCUUCCUCCCCCCUCUCUCCCCCUGGCUCUUGUGUCACCUUGUGACCCUUUGCCAAUCAAGCACGCACGCGGGUCAUACGAAACAGGCGCCGACAUCUCUUUUGGCAUUUGCCCAGAUUGUUCGAUCGACACAGCAGCUUAUCAGCAAGGACAGACACACAAUCUUUCCGUUAUGGCGACGACUGACCAAGCUGCGGCCACCCAUGAGGCCCCGGCUCACCUGGAGGCAGACGUGCAUGAAGCGAGGAGUGAUACGGACUCCCUGUUCGAUGAUGGAAGUGGCCAGUCCGACACGACGUCGCUCGCUUCAUCUAUCGCCCGAUAUCGCCAUGAGAACGGCCGGCGGUAUCAUGCUUUCAAGGAUGGAUCUUACAACUUUCCGAACGAUGAGGUAGAACAAGAGCGUCUAGAUCUGCAGCAUAAUCUCUUAUGCAUGACGUUCGACGGGAAGCUGCACAUCUCACCGGCCGGGAAAGAUAAGCCCCUGCAUCGGGUGCUUGAUGUCGGCACAGGCACCGGGAUUUGGGCCAUGGACUUUGCUGAUGAACACCCUGAAGCUGCGGUCCUCGGCGUCGACCUCUCUCCUAUCCAGCCGACCUACGUCCCCCCGAAUGUCAUCUUCCUCGUCGACGACGUCGAAGAGCCCUGGGCCUACGAGACCAAGUUCGACUUUGUCUACACACGCAUGAUGACCGGUUCCCUCGCCAACUGGUCACGAUUCACGCAGCAGGCCUAUGAAAACAUGAACCCAGGAGGAUGGAUCGAGUUUGUCGACAUUGCUUAUGUUACCUCCGACGACGACACUCUCCCCAAGGACUGUCCCCUUCAGAAAUGGACGGAUCUGACGGCGGAAGCGGCCGCGAAGAUUGGCCGGCCCAUGGAUGCCGUCAAGUCGCACAAGAAGAAUCUUCUGGAUGCGGGGUUUACGAACAUUAAUGAUGUUAUUUACAAGUGGCCGACGAACCGGUGGCCCAAGGAUGCCAAGUACAAGGAACUGGGCAUGUGGGCAAACGAAAACAUGGGCGGAGGCCUGCAGGCCAUCACUCUCGCCCUCUUCACCCGAGUCCUCGGCUGGUUGCCUGAGGAGGUUGAAGUGUUCACGGCUGAGGUCCGGAGGGAUAUGCGCAACCCCCGGUAUCACGCGUACUGGCCCAUCAUUGUCACGUAUGCGCAGAAGCCAGUUGCUGCCGCUUCUACUUAGGUGCAUCAAUGGUAUAGCAGGAGGAAAGAAAUCUCGAGGCCCUCAUUUGACUGUUGAUGGUGAAAGUGUCAAGUUUGAAAGUUGGAGUGCCUUGGCCGGAGUUUUUCCCCUUUGCUUUACUCUUACUUUUUCUUCUUCUUAUUCUUCCUUGGUCAAGCGGCAUUUGAUUGCAUAAGGUCUUCGCCACAUGAGUAUAUGAUCGUUAUGAUAGUUGUUCUACACCGACGAUGCGUGACUGAAUGGGGUUCAGGUUGUCUCUGCCCGGACAGAUCAGGUAUUUUGCACCACAUAUUCACACUUAUGGCGGGCAGUCCAGUUUACACUUUAUGACUUCUUACUUCUAGUACCUGCGGUGAAAUAUAUAUAGGUGGUUAGAAUUAUCACGGGGGGUAGGGGGGGGAGGAUAUAAUACCCCCUGACUGACGAUAACCCCUGAACAAUGAGAUCACAGGCG